Molecule: messenger RNA, 5472 nt
Organism: Symbiodinium necroappetens
Lineage: Eukaryota; Dinophyceae; Suessiales; Symbiodiniaceae
Source: the annotation of a GenBank genome assembly
GAGCCAAACGUGUACACGUGCAGUGCGGCGGUGAGCGCUUGCGUGCGGGGCUCUGAGUGGGGUCGAGCCUUGCACAUUUUCGACGCCCUGUGGGAAUCCGGCGUCGAGCCCAACAUCAUCUCCUUCGGCGCAGUUCUCAGCGCUUGUGAGAAAGGCCAGCAGUGGGAAGGAGCCUUGGAGCUCUUGGAACGGCUCGGGCAAAGCCGGUGCCAAGCAAACAUUUUCACCUACAAUGCGGCGGUGCGUGCGACUUCCACAGCGAGGCAGUGGGAGCAUGCCAUCGCGCUCGUGAGCAAGAUGCAUGCUGGAGAGGUCAGCCCCGACAAGAUCACCUACAGCUCGGCCUGCUUGGGUUUACCCGCUCAGAUCUGGCAGAAACAGAUCCAGCUGUUGGACGCACGGCUGAGGUUGGAGGCACCAGGCCUUGGGCGUUUACGCCUUGAUCGCCCGCCCCUGGCACCCCGGGAUUUCGUGACCAGGAUGUCGCGGCUGCGCUCAGGAGGCCUAGCCACCAGACGCUUCCUCCGAGCUGCCGCGCGGCCCUUGCAGAGGAGCAUUCGCGCCAACACCGUUAAGGCCACCGAUGGACUGCUGGACGCAUUGAAGAGGGCCGGCUGCCGACUUCACUCCGUACCCUGGCUCUCCGAGGGCUUCGUCCUCGAGGGACCUGACAAGCUGGGAGGCAUGACGGAGCACCUCAGCGGGGCGAUGUAUUUCCAAGAGGCGACCUCCAUGCUGCCUGCCGAGGUGCUCCGAAGAGCCCUUGAGCAGCUUGCACCAUUGGAGAGGAGGAAUAUGCCUCUUCUGGCUUUGGACCUGUGCGCAGCGCCUGGCAGCAAGUCCACGCAGCUGCUGAACUGGCUGGCCGAGAGGGGCGACGGCAGCUGCCUAGUCGUGAAUGAGCUCGAUGCAGAUCGAUCUCAGAAGCUGUACGAGAAUCUCUUGAAGUCGGGGUCCACGCAAUGGCUCCAGUUGCGCGGCCGGGGGGAGGAUCUGGGCUCGGAAUUGCCGGAGGUCUUCGAUGCCGUGCUGGUGGAUGCACCCUGCUCUUGCGAGGGCAACAUCCGCAAGUCGCCCUUGUCCUUGCUGGAGGCAGACCGGGAUGAACAGACCCGGGUCGUUGGGACGCAGCUCCGCUUGCUGCACAGCGGCUGGCGAGCUUUGCGGCCGGGGGGCUCCCUCGUCUACUCCACCUGCACCUUCAACUACUACGAGAACGAAGGACUCUGUCUCAGCUUUUUGCGGGGCCUCGGCUCCAAAGCUCCUCACCGGGCUCACUGUGUGGAUGCAGCAUCCCUGCUAUCGCUUCCGGCUGCCGUCGUCUCAGAGGUUCGUGCACGAGCUGAGGGCAACGGAGCUCUGGAGGAGGAGCUGGGCGCCUUGCGCAUUUUCCCAGAAACCUUCGAUGCAGAGGGGUUCUAUGUCUGCUGCUUUCAGAAGGGGCUGGACACAGAGGAGCUCGUGCAGGACGUUCCUGCAAGCUCCUGGUCUGCCGCUGCUUUGGCAGCUCACUUCGAGCUGGAAAGGCUAUCAACGGCAGACGGGCGAGCUGUAGAAGAGAAGGCUCGAGCAGAAUUGGGCUUCUGGCCCGCUUCGUGCACGCCCCAUGAGGUGCCCAGUCUGUGGCGCAGCGCUUCCGGAAUUUGGAUGCUCACUCAACUUCCUGCAUCUUUGAACUCGGCCCUGCCUCUCGCUGCCCGGCCGGGCAUCUUUUUGGGGGAAGAGGUCCCAUCCAAAAUCGAGUUGUCGAGGGACUUCCUUUUGCUGGCAGGGCAGCGUGCCGCCGUGGCAGCGGCCCAGAUGUCCUCGCAAGAGUGGCAUUCGCUGCAAGACCACCUUCAGAAGCAGCCGGACCUUCGUGACAUGACAAAGCGCAUUCGCCAAGCGGCUCAGUGGACGGACGGCCUUCAGUUACUCCGCGAAGCUACAGCGGGCACUUUGAGCCCUGAUGUCGUUGCUGUGGGUGCAGCUAUCACAGCCUGUAGCAAGGCUCUGGAGUGGCGUGCAGCUGCCCAGCUCAUGUUUCAUCUGGAUGCUGAGCAGCUCCAGCCGAAUUGUUUCGUCUACAGCGCAGCCAUCCGCGCCUGCGGACUUCCCGAGGCGUGGUCCCACUCGUUAGAGCUGCUGCAGGACAUGCUCCUGCGACACCUGGAGCCUGAUGCUAUUUGCUACAGCGCGGUCGCCAGCGCUUGCGUAAAAGGCAGCUCUUGGGCCCCUGCGCUGUCACUGCUAUGUGCCGCCAUUGCGCACCAAGGGUUGGGGCUCGUUCUCGCGAAUGCCAUGCUUGGCGUCCUGGAGAUGCCUGGUCUCUGGGAGGCCUCCUGUCGACUGCUCCAGGAGAUGCAGACGAGCUUCGUUCUGCCCGACGUCAUCUCCUACAGCGUGGCCAUCAGCUCGUGUGAGAAAGCAGCCGAGUGGAGCACGGCAUUGGAGUUGUUUCGCAGCAUGGAGCAGCAGAGCGUGAGCUCCAACAUUAUUGCAUGCACGUCUGUGAUCAGUGCUUGUGCCUCCGGGGGAGCUUGGCAGCAAGCACUGUGCCUCUUUGCAGCACUGCCGGGACGGUCACUGAGGGCCAAUCUCGUCACGUAUGGAACGACCAUUUCGGCAUGUGCAAAAGCGGUCCAGUGGCAGCGAGCUGUGACGUUGAUGGAGCAGUUUUACGAGGGGCCGAGGAUGCAGCAAGCAUCCAGCACGAUGAUGAAUGCCGUCAUUUACGCCUGUGCGCGCGGCGCCCAGUGGCGACCUGCGCUGGCUUGGCUUCGGCAGAUGUCCGACGAGGAACUGCAGCCAGAUGUGAUCAGUUUUAAUUCCUGCAUCUUUGCGUUCGAGGAUGUUCUGAGUGAGGAUGAUGCGCGAUUCGGCAUUGUCCGGGAGCUGGUGGACGAGAAGCUGGUCUUGAGGUAUGCAUCCAAUGACUUCUUCCAGCUCAUUGGACCGCUGAUUGCAGAGGAGUUGCGGGGUCUUUCGCUGCGCCGCUUUUUGCGGGCCUGUGCAAGGCCGCUGCAGCGCAGCUUCCGGGCCUCGCGGUUGAAGGCGACUUCUUCGCUUCUGGCUCGCCUUGGCGAUGAUGGCUGGCAGGUGUGCCCUGGUGAGCACGCUCAGCGGGCACGGAAUGGUCAGGAUGUUAAGCUUUUGUGGCGGUGGCGGUGUGAGAAUGUUCAGCUGCAGGGCGGUGGAAAGACUGAGAUCAGGUAUUUCCAAGAGGCCACAUCCAUGCUUCCAGCGGAGGCAGGUGCCGAGUGGUGGACGCACGAGCUGAGGCAAAUCCACGCAGCUGGCGGCCGGCCUCCAGGCGUCGCAGGAAAUCUGUUGGAUGAGGGUGGCGCACUCGUUGCCAACGAGCCCGACUUUCGGCGCGAGAUUCUUCACCGAAAUCUUCUGAUGCGUGGCCGCAUUGGAAUGUCCGUGCACAUGGCAAGAGAAGUGGGUCCGGCAGCCAAGUGGCGGUCAGCUGCGCGGAUGGAGUUACGAUCCGUGCAGAUUUCAGAGUCUGGGACCUGGGAUGAGGGUUCGGCGGCUGGAGCUCGAGGGGAUUAUCCUGCGAAGUGUGUUUGUCACGACAAGGGCUUCACCGCUUCAGCCUGUGGCCAGAGAGACUUGGGCCAAACGUUUUACUACCGGUGCAGUUGUGAGAAGCCGGAGAUGGUAAAGCCCAUUCGCCAAGAGCUGUCUGUAGCAAUUGGGCAAUGCCUUUUCAUUUGCGCAGCGUUACUCGCCGUCACCUUCUCUCGGUGGUGGCAGCUCAGGAGCCGGGCGCUUACAGAGAUUCAGCUAUCUUUGCUCCACAGCGGGUGGCGUGCUCUGAAGCCCGGUGGCUGCUUAGUCCCUUAUCUGCUUAUCUGCUUGAUGGCCGUGUUUUUAACAUCUAGUGUCUUCGAGGUUCGGGAUGGUGUAGCGAAGAGCUCCAUGAACAUGCAGGUUUACUCAACCUGCACCUUCAACCCUAACGAGAACGAGAAGCUUUGCUCGCAGUUCCUCAUGGAUGUCAACCACGUUCUCUGGACGCAGAUUACAUUCAUGCUUCAGGCUGCCAUACCUGUGGAGAUUUUGUCUCUGCUUGAGCUGCCUUUCGCGGUGGGGCCGCACUUCCACGUGCUCAGCAAGGGCGGAGGUGGCCUAGGAGCUGUGCGCUUGCUUCCCCACAGUUUUAAUGUCGAGGGCUUCUUCAUCUGCUGCUUUCGGAAAUCGGUGGAUCACCCAACUGCCGCAGGCGCGGUUCUACGCACCUGUGAAUUUGCUUCCUCUCGGUUUCGACGGAGGCUUCCCGCGUCCCUGGCCAGCCAAGUGGAGAAGAAGUCCAAGACGCUUCUGGGUUUCUGGCCGGUCGAGGCGGCCCAGCCCUCAGAUCUGGAGAAUCAGCAUUUGAUCCACGGGCUCAGACUCAGUCGAAGCUUCCACGUCCAGUAUUUGGGAGGACAUGCUUAUUGGCGCAUGGGAGAUCGAUCAUGGGAGGGAGGCAAGAUUGAAGCACGCAGGAUUGAGCUUGCACCUGUUUCUGACGACACGCGGCCCAGACGCCGACGUCGGCGCGAGUUCACGGACGGCCCGGAUAGCCCACGAACGCAGAAUCAGGCGGGACAGCAGGAGCAAAGCCGUCCAUCGGUUUCCUGGUCAUUGCUGCCAGCCGAGGCAUGGCAGCAGAUUGCCGAUCUCUUGCCAGACCAGGAACUCGUUCGCAGCGCCAGCACGACUAGAUGCCUAGUUGAGAUCCUGGAGAGCACUGAACUCUGGGUCCGACGGGCCGACGCAGAAUUCGCGUCCCUUCCUUUUUCGGAGUUGGAGCGCGAAGAGAUGAAACGGGAAGUCCGACUGGAAGGCCGCCAUGGCUACGUCUGCCGCAGGGUGCUCUUCAAGGGCCUCCGGGUGGCGCUGCUCAUGGGAAAGCCGGAGAUGGGCCCUUUGGUCCACCUAGCCCGCUGGUGCGGUGCCAAAGUGCAGCAGAGUGGGCAGGGAGCAGACAUUCUUCUGAUAGGUCCUGGCGGCGGCAGCUGCGCAGCAUUCGCCACAUCCCGGCAUUCCCACAAGCUGUACCGCGGUGCCUGGUUGCGAGCCAGCUGCGUGGCGGGCCGGCAACUUCCGAGACAUCGGAUUGGCUGUGCCUCCAUCGGUGCCUCAUUCAGUUCUUUCCGCUCCUGCAUUGCUGGCUGCCUGGGGAGCAGCAACGAGACUCCAGGGGCCUUCGGUUGCUAUGCACCUCGACUUAUGGAGGGCCUGCUACUGAGCACCAGCCGUUUGCGCACACGCUCCAAAGAGGCCGUGGUCAUGACAGCGCAGCUUCUGGGUGCACAGUGCACAGAUGAGCUCACGAAAGCCCAUACGCAUCUCAUCGCUGGUGCCAGCCAGGGUGAAAAGUAUGAGUUCGCCAAGCAGAACCGGAUUCCAAUCGUUUCUGUGGCAUGGGUGGACAACACGCUCCGCCUUGGCAUGCCCAUGAAAGAGCGGUGUUUUCCGGUGAGCGGCGCGGAGGACUGA